CGCCGGGCCGUGGGCUGCCCGCGGCGGCGCUGAGGCGCGGGCGGCGCGGCGGGAGGUGGCGGCCGGAGCGAAGGAGCGGGGAAGGGGCGCAGCUCGGCGGGGAGAUGUCCGCCCCGUACGGCAGCCUGAUGAGGUACCUGUUCCCGGCCCUGCUGCUGCACGGGCUGGGAGAAGGUUCUGCUCUUCUUCACCCGGACAGCAGGUCCCACCCUCGGUCCUUGGAGAAGAGUGCCUGGAGGGCCUUUAAGGAGUCACAGUGUCAUCAUAUGCUGAAACACCUUCACAAUGGAGCCCGGAUCACUGUGCAGAUGCCUCCUAAUAUUGAGGGACACUGGGUCUCUACCAGAUGUGAAGUUAGAGCAGGCCCAGAGUUCAUCACAAGAUCUUACAGGUUCUACCACAAUAAUACAUUCAAGGCCUAUCAGUUUUAUUACGGUGGCAAUCGCUGCACAAACCCUAUCUACACCUUAGUUAUACGUGGCAAAAUACGUCUCCGCCAAGCAUCCUGGAUCAUCCGAGGGGGUACUGAAGCUGAUUAUCAACUACGCAACAUACAGAUCAUAUGCCAUAGUGAAGCAGUAGCCAAAAAAUUAAGUGAAUUGGUGAACCAUACGUGUCCUGGAUUUAUACCAGAAGAUAGUCCCUGGGAGCAGGAUGUCAGCUACGAUUUGCUGAGAGAAGAGAACGGCCGUGAAUGCACCAAAGCUCUGAAUUUUGCCAUGCACGAACUCCAGCUGAUCCGUGUGGAGAAGCAGUACCUGCACCACAAUUUAGACCACCUCGUGGAGGAGCUAUUUCUUGGAGACAUUCAUACUGACGCUACUCAGAGAAGGUACUAUCGACCAUCUAGUUACCAACCUCCUCUUCAAAAUACCAAGAACCACGACCGCACAUGCAUCGCGUGCAGAAUCAUCUACCGGUCAGACGAGCACCAUCCUCCCAUCUUACCCCCCAAGGCGGAUCUGACCAUAGGGCUACACGGAGAGUGGGUGAGCCAGCGCUGCGAGGUGCGACCGGAGGUCCUCUUCCUCACUCGGCACUUCAUCUUCCACGACAACAACAACACCUGGGAAGGUCACUACUACCACUACUCCGACCCCAUCUGCAAGCACCCCACCUUCACCAUCUAUGCCAAGGGACGCUACAGCCGGGGAGUGCACUCAUCCAAAGUGAUGGGUGGCACAGAGUUUGUGUUCAAAGUGAAUCACAUGAAGGUCACUCCCAUGGACAUAUCCACAGCCUCGCUGCUCAAUGUCUUCAACGGGAAUGAGUGCGGAGCACAGGGGUCCUGGCAAGUUGGGGUUCAGCAAGACGUCACCCACACCAAUGGCUGCAUCGCACUCGGCAUCCGCCUACCUCACACCGAGUACGAAAUCUUCAAAAUGGAGCAGGAUGCCCGGGGCAGGUACUUGCUGUACAAUGGCCAGAGACCAAGCGACGGGUCCAGCCCCGACCGACCGGAGAAGAGAGCCACUUCCUACCAGAUGCCUUUAAUUCAGUGCGCUUCAUCAGCACCCAGAUCUGAAGGGUCACCAGAGGAGAAUAAAAUAAGGCUGUAUAGCAGCGGGGCACCGGAAAAUCAUCCCAGUGCCCCAGCUCUUGCUUUGGUGUUUAUUUGUACUGUGUCAUAUUGGGACAUUCUCAGCUAGACAUGAAAAAAACAUAUUUUUCAUGACUACAAAGCCAGGAUUCCACCAGACUGGGGGUUGUUUUUCUUCUGAAAGAAAGGGACAUUUAUUUUCUUGAUGCACUUGAAUGCCUAAGAACUGUUGUUCUUUUCCGUACUUCCCCCCUCCUCCUUGGAUCCCGAACGGCACUCGUUUGAUGUUUGUGCUUUGAACUUCAUCCAGUCUGAUCCCUGGCCUGACAUGACUGCACAAAAGUAAUUGCACUUUAGGACUGCAGACUUCUGGGGGGAGGGAGGGGGUCUCCCUUUUAUUAUUUUUGGUUUUUUAACUGCUGGGGUGAUCGUUAUGAUCCUGCUUCGGUCGUCUCUGCCAGGUUACCGUUGUGGUACUCUUCUCCCCAACACCCCGUUUCUCAUCAGAAUUUAGCUCUGGGGAAGGGCUCGGUGUCAUGCCAGUACUGUGAUAGCAGCUUCCCCCUCUGACUUCACAGCUCUGAUGUAGAUAUGUAUAUAAUGAGGAAACCCACAAAGAUUUAUCUUGUCAUUAUCUCACAGCUCAUAACACAAAAAGAAACAGCAAAUCAACAGCCCUCCGUUCAGAUAGUGGUAAAUGGUUGAUACCUCCAAUUAAAAAAUAUUCCAAGUAAUUUAAGCUAUUUUUACAAUCAUUAAGUUUUAAAAAUAACCAGUGGCUUAAUAGUUUCUCAUUCGAUUUCCUUAGCUAUGCAAUUGCUUCGAGGCCUCCCUUUGUAUCUAGUGAGUAGUCACAACCAAGCCCCCUUAAAGCCAGACAGAAGCAGCAGGAGUGUUUUUUCUGUCGGAUGCACACAGGUAAGCUGCCGAUACGCGGCUGCAGGGACUCCUUUUGUUUUCCUAUUCCUGAGGCCUUACGUACUCGGUGUGCAGUAUUUGUGCCUGGGAUUUUGUGUCAGCCAGGUGGGCAGAGUAAAGCAGCAAGUGGGGUCUAACAUGUUCCGCGACCCAAUCCAACAGCGUAUUUUGAGUGAUGUGACCUCCUGCAGGAACAAGUAAAGGGUCUCAGCAGCGAGCACACCGUGGCCCCUACUAGACCAAGAAAGCAGCUGGAACCGGACCCGCGUCCACCCGAGGGAGGGAGGGAGAGAGACUGGCCCCGACUUACCAGAGGGAGGAGCAAGAGUUGCACAAACGCAGCCUCGCUGGACGUGCGCAUACCAUGGUUUCAAGAGCGUAAAUCAGCAUUGGCUUUGGGAGACACUGCCGGGAAGGCGGAUAGGCACAGCCCUCCGACAGCAUUCAAGAGCCUGCCCUGGAAACCCUUGGGCUUCCCGCAGUGGCAAAUACACCCUUGUGUGCACUGAUGCAAAUCAGAGCAGGUUCUGGAGGCAGUAGGGGAGAUACUUAAGGCCAGCAAGGAGGUAAAAGUUCCUAGAUGAACCAUGCUCCCCUGCUUUAAUGGGGAGCGAGCUGAGGGCACAGCUUAACCUGGCGGCAUUUGGGCUGUGGCUUUUACUGACAAACACGCGUUUUGGCUCGCAGGAGGAGCAGUAACAUGUGUAAGAAACAUAAGGAGUAAGGUCAUAGCAUUUCUUCAUCAGUAUCAGCAGCUUCUAGCUGCCCAGUCCAGUACUAUGUGAGAAAAAAAGCCUUUAAUGUGUUAUUUUCAACAUCAUAGGAAAAGUAUGUCUUAAAUGAAGGUCUUUCAGCUUUACAUAGGUGACUCUCCAUACUGUCUGCUAUAGCAAAAGCAUUCUUUGAAAACAUAGUGACAGCAUGGACCUUGCUAGCAAAAACAGCAGGAAAAAGCCGUUCAAGCAGCAAAUUGCUAUGCUCAGGCUCCCUACCUCCCAAAGUCCGUGCCGCCUCGGCAGUUUUUCCAAGCGGGUAUCAGCCUUGGAUGUGGAUUUCCUCAGAGUUGGAACAAAAUUGGUUCACCUGGUUUUGAGAGAGCAGGAGGAAGAAGAGAAGGAACAGUACCAUAGAUUCACUGCCAGGUCAGAUCACAUCUUUCACGUUUUUUUCCCAGACAGAUGAGAAGUCAGAGAAGACUCAUUAAGAGUCAGGAAUGGAGCUCAGGACAGCUCUAGUUACCAGAGAAAGUGUUCAUCCAUCCAUCUGGUAUCAGAUCCUCCUUCAGCCUGCUGGAAGGAGCUGAAAGCCAACUCACCGUGAUUAAUCCAGCCCUAUGAACAACAGCUGCUCUGAUCAGCAUUUCUUGAUGGUUUUCUGCUCCACACAGUUAAACCUACUUGAGAGUCAGUUCUGGAUCAGUUGCUGGUAGGAAGGCAUCAGGAGCAGUUUUAACUAGAGGGUCAAGAAGGAGACACGAUGCCUCUGAAAGAGAAGCGAGGAACCAGGAUGGAGUUUGGUUUUCUCUAGCUAGACUUGAGUUUUGUAUUCAGUGGACUGGCACCAGCGUAUCUCCAACUGAGGUACUGAGCUGUUACAGUCAAACAAGUCCCUUAAAUACUAGCUUCGUUUCUGACUUCUGUGUGAGACCUGGCGGCAUGAGGGAAUUCACGUUAGUUUUUAUUCCUGAGGAUGCGUAUGGCGUGACAUCCCUUAGGUCACACAAGACAAGCUUCUUGCACCACCAUUGACCAUUCCCAUGUUAGGUGGCCCUGUCUCUGGAAAAAUACCAAUGGCUAGUUGUCAGACCCUGUCCCUUCCCUAUGCAAGUGCCACACACAACUCGGUCCCAGCUGAGAUCUGCACACGUUUGUGAUGCAGGACUGAAGCAGAGAGCAGAGGAACUGCUCCGCAGCGUGAUGUUCCAUAUUCAUCAGGGCAAUGUUUAUUAGUGCUUUGUGGCUCCUCUGUAAAUUGCCUUAUGUCAGAAAUAUUACAACAGUUUGAAGAGAAAGACCUGUCUAGUUCUUGCCUCUAAAAAGCACAUUCAUGUCUCAACUGUCUUGAAUCACAGGCUUGCAAAUAUCUAGGUUUUCCAAGGCUUAUGGUUACACUAAAUGCAAAUCUGACUCAAUGUACAAAUUGUACAAGAACUGCAUUUUUUUUUCCUAUUAUCUAGAGAUAGUUAAAAAGGAAGUAUUUGAAAAAGGCCUUCAUAAUGCAUUACAAGAGAUCUGACUGGGGACUCCUCAAGUUUAUUUGUAGUGUUGACCAGAAACAUAAUUUUUAUGAUCUGGGUUCUUAGUGUAUGCUGCACCAGCUUCCCUCCAUGUGCCUAUAUAUUUUUUCUUUAUUUUUCUGUUAGCCAAUACAAGUCAAGUUGAACAAAAAUGUAAGUCUUCAGAGUGCAUGGUUUAUUUGCCAACCCAUGUUCUCUGCAAGGCUUCUCCUAGGUUGCAGGCACAGAACUAGGAGCUAAGUUUCCUUGAUCUUCUGGUUUCAUCAUGCACUAAAUUAACCGCUGCACAGCACCACAUGCAUUUGUGACGCAAUGUAUUCCAUUCAUUUUAUUUCUCCAACCUGACCUCAUGUGUUGGCAGCCCUGGCUGCUAAAGAAGCUAAGCCGCAAGUGGUUUAGCAGUGGAAGACCUACCAACUGAGUGAUUUUUCCCAUACCAAAAUGCAGAAGCUUUAAAAAAUGAAACAAUUAAUCCUACUCAAGGAGCCACCUGACAGAAGUGGUAACCUGAAGAAGUUCUUGGGCAAAUUGUUUUAACAGGUCCUAUUUAAGAAAUAGGACAAAAGGGAUGAGAAAAAUCAAAACAAGUGUUCUUGCUCUGUUUCUAUACCGUUUACAUAUUGUGCCUGCUGCCCUGGUGUAGAAUGUCAUUUCUAUGAACAGAAGUCCAUAUUUUAAGAUAUAAUGUCUGUCUUGCUCGAGUUGGAGCGUGCUUGCUUAAAGUGCAGGAUUUAAAAAAUAAAAAUCUUUUUAUUUUUUUAAAGUUAUAGAAGAUAUUUUUCUUCUCAACUAUGUUCCAGAUUAAACUGCCAGGGAAGUUUAAGCACUUGUUAAACUAUUGAUUGAAAUAAAAAAGCCUAACUGAAAAAUUAA
Molecule: messenger RNA, 5567 nt
Organism: Aquila chrysaetos chrysaetos
Lineage: Eukaryota; Metazoa; Chordata; Aves; Accipitriformes; Accipitridae
Gene: APCDD1
Product: APC down-regulated 1
Exons: 5
Coding region: 105-1649 (514 amino acids)
Biological process (GO): negative regulation of Wnt signaling pathway
Cellular component (GO): plasma membrane
Molecular function (GO): Wnt-protein binding
Source: RefSeq, a predicted model, not a curated record